Molecule: messenger RNA, 2628 nt
Organism: Hypanus sabinus (Atlantic stingray)
Lineage: Eukaryota; Metazoa; Chordata; Chondrichthyes; Myliobatiformes; Dasyatidae
Product: NLR family CARD domain-containing protein 3-like
Exons: 7
Coding region: 10-2625 (871 amino acids)
Biological process (GO): regulation of apoptotic process
Cellular component (GO): cytoplasm
Source: RefSeq, a predicted model, not a curated record
GCGGCGGCGAUGGAUCGGGACCAGGGUGGCGUGGAGGGACACUGGGGGUCCGGGACCGGGGCGGCGGCCCGAAUUCCUGCUCUUCAGCUGCUCAGGAGACAGCGGGUGGAGCUUGUCGAAAAGCUGGAAGAGCGGGUGGAUUGGCUCCUGGAGCAAGCCCUGCAGACGGAGCUGAUCACCAAGGACGACUAUGAAGAUGUGAAGUACGUGCCUGGUCCCCGAAGGAGAGUCCGCACUCUGCUCGACAUCAUCGAUUGCCGUGGGGAGCUGGUGGCCAAUGAAUUCUGCUCCCUCAUUGCGAAAUCUGAAGGUGUUGCUGACACGGGCAUUGGGACGAGCGAGCACCAUGCCGUGGUGAAGAAACACCGGCAAGUUCUGCUGAGAAGGAAUGAGUCGAUGAUAUACUACAACUCACGGGCAGGUGAGAAGGUCUACCUGCAGGACCAGUUCACCGAGCUGCUGCUGGUCAGCGGGCACCCCAGCGUGGAGCUGAAACAGCACGAGCUCCUGUCGCUUGGCCAGCAGCGCAUUGAGCUGCAGGAGCGGUGGGGGCACCAAAUUGCCAUCCUGCCCGAACAGCUCUUCCAGCGGCUCACUGACAGGAGGGUCCCCGGCAAGGUACUGCUGACCGGUGUGGCCGGAAUUGGCAAGACGAUGCUCCUGCAGAAGCUGGCCUACGACUGGGCAAGCGGCCGGUGUCUCCACAACUUCUGGGUGGUCCUGCAGCUGACGUUCAGGGACCUGAACCUCGCCGAUAACCCAGUGACCUUCAGGAGGCUGGUCCUCAGGAAGAACGGCCACUUGGCCAAAGUGCUGGAUCUGGUCUUCGAGGAAGCGCAGGCGCUGCUGAUCAUCUUAGACGGCUUUGACGAGUUUAAAUUCUGCGCUAGUGUGGAUGGAGAUUGUUAUGUCACGGAUCCAGACGAGGAGGGUCAGCUACCUGACAUCAUCAACAGCCUACUCUGGGGAGAGCUGCUGCCCGGCGUGUCUGUACUCUUGACCAGCCGACCCACUGCAGUCGCCUACAUUCCCGUGGAGAUAAUUGACCGCUUUGUGGUCAUCACAGGGUUUUCAGAAAAGCAGAUAAAAGAUUUCUUCCUGAAAUAUUACCAGGACGAGGGUGUCAGCAGCAGGGUCUUUGCGCUGGUAAGGGAAAACCAUUUUCUCUUCACUCUGUGCUUUAUCCCUGCCUUCUGUUACAUCGUGUGUAGCGUGUUGAAGGAUGAGGGGGCGGUGGACCACAAGCAACCCAAGACGAUGACGGACAUUUACAGCCGGUACCUCACCAUGCUGCUGAGACAUCACUCCCGCCCCCAGCUGGACGGUGCAGAAGAUCUCACACAGAUGCUUUGUAAUCUGGGCAGGCUGGCAUACACCAAGCUGCUCCAGCACGAAACCCUCUUCUACCGGCACGAGCUGCAGACUCACCACAUUCAGCUCAAUACCUUUGUCAACAGUUUCCUGGACAGAACCUGCGUUCAGGAGCCAGACUGCGUGGAGGACAUCUUCUCCUUUGCACACUUCACCAUCCAGGAGUUCCUGGCAGCUCUGCACUACGUGUUAGAACCCCGCCCGCUCCCGGACAUCAUGGACACGGACGCGUGCAGCGUGAGCUUGGGAUACUUGGAUAUCUUCCACCGGUUCGUCUCGGGCUUGUUGUCAGAGAGAAACCAGACCUUGCUCUCCAAGCACCUGAAGUUGGGGGAUGCCACCAAACUAGAGGUCCACCACCUGUGGCUGCUGGAAGGCAUCACGGAGAGCUGUGAAAAGGGCUCCGGUAUUUUGAAUUUACUCCACUGCCUGUUCGAGCAGCAAAACCCCUCUCUGGCAGAGAGGUUAACACCCAGGAGUCUCCACAUUCACGUGGGGGACAACAUAAUUUGCCCAAUGGAUCUGAGUGCAUUGCAGUACUUCCUGGACCUGCAGAUUGGAGAUGUGGUGGAACUGGAUGUGACUGCCACCAAUAUUAGUGGUCUGGGCCUGAGGACCCUCCAACCCUAUCUGAAGCACUGUGAGAGCCUGUGGUGUGGGGAGAACAAAUUGGAUUCGGAAGCAAUUCACUUCUUGAGUGAGCUGCUGAAAUCCCAGGACUACAGGCUGAAACUUCUGGGCCUCGGCUGGACCGACAUUGGGAACAAGGAGCUGAGGGAAAUCUGUGAUGCACUAAAGGAGAACAGGACCCUUCAGGAACUGUGGAUCGAGGGUAGCAACGCCGACUACGACGGCAUCUCUGCCUUUGCUGCUGUUUCCUCCAGCAAUUCCACCUUGAAGAAAGUCGUGUUCAUUGGCCACUGCUUGGCGGAGGAGGACGCAGCAAGGCUGAAGCAGGAGCUGCUUCCCGGGGCCUCGGACCGGAUCAUGGCCUGGUUCUGCGACGACUACCAGCAGUGGCAGGGCUGGUGCGACUGGGUCUGCCAGCGGAGCCAGACCUGCUCGGACGAGAAGCUCGUCCAGUUCCUCAGUAAAAUCUUCAGCCACUGUACCCACCGCAGGAUGCUGCCAUGGAUGUCGCAAUGGUGCGCGGUGCUGCAGGAGCUGCUGCAGCAGCGCAUCGGCAAGUGCAGGAUCGCAGAAACCCGCAGGAAGCUGCAGAAGCUGCGGGGGACCAUCGAGCUGCACUGCUGAGAG